AUCCUUAAUUGCUAACAAAAUGAAAUAUUUUAGCAUUAAAUAUGUCGAAUUAAUUCAGUUGAAUGUCAGAAUUAAAUUAAACAGCUGAUUCGCUACCUUUUGACAGUUCAUUUGACAUUCCACAAAAGUCGAAUUGACGUUAGCGCGUUUCCUAAAGUGCUUUGCUUGGCGUGUGAAAAUACUUUUGUUUUUAAUUAAAAUACUUAAUUUUGUUUAUUAAAGUUAGCGCGUGUAUAGAAUGGCAACCGAAGAAGAGCAAAUACAAGUGUUGCCGGUCAAGGAGCCGCUGGACUUGAUUAGGCUUAGUUUGGAUGAAAAAGUAUAUGUAAAGAUGCGUAAUGAGCGUGAACUACGUGGACGCCUUCACGCUUUCGAUCAACAUUUAAACAUGGUGUUGGGAGACGCGGAAGAAACAGUAACAACCGUGGAAAUCGAUGAGGAAACAUAUGAAGAAGUAUAUAAGACUACAAAGCGUACAAUUCCAAUGCUUUUUGUGCGAGGAGACGGUGUAAUAUUGGUAUCACCUCCUAUGAGAGUAGGAUAAAGCAAACACUUGAAUUUAGAAUGUAAUCAUACAAUUAAAUAAAAUAAGUAUGUGCUUAAAAGUGAAAA
Messenger RNA from Zeugodacus cucurbitae (melon fly), 612 nucleotides. RefSeq names its product U6 snRNA-associated Sm-like protein LSm3 (gene LSm3). Gene Ontology annotation, cellular component: P-body; catalytic step 2 spliceosome; Lsm1-7-Pat1 complex. NCBI's taxonomy places the organism in Eukaryota, Metazoa, Arthropoda, Insecta, Diptera, Tephritidae. Gene Ontology annotation, molecular function: RNA binding. The transcript has 3 exons. The record is from RefSeq and is a predicted model, not a curated record. Gene Ontology annotation, biological process: P-body assembly; mRNA splicing, via spliceosome. Bases 239 to 544 code for a protein of 101 amino acids.